GGUAAAAUGAUCGCGUCGGAUUAUCCAUCAGCACCUCUGGCGAGUGAGCCUUAUCACGAGACGCUGCUGCGUGCGCUCAAAAAACAUUACGAGACCGGAAAGAAUAAAUUUGCAUUUGUAGAUGGAGAGAGACCGGAGCGUGGUGUGACAUUCAGAUUGGUGCACGAUCAAGCUUAUUCCAUCUCCGCAUUUCUUCAUGAGAAAGGCUUUGGUAAGGACGUUGCAUGUGUGGUAAUCCCGAAUCUCUGGCAAUAUGCGCCAUUCUUCUUAGGAGUAGCUCUCAGAGGUGGAGCUGUUUCUGGAGCAUCUGCUAUGUUCACGGAUUUCGAACUGCAAAGGCAGUUUGUUGAUUCUGGAGCAAAGGUGGUGCUUACCUCUGAGGAUUAUCUUGAAAAGGUCUUGAAAGCAGUGAAGCAGAGCCCGAAUGUCAAGAUGGUGAUAUACAUACCCAAAGAGGACGACCACCCAGUCCCUGAAGGAGUUGUGAGCUGGAAUAAAGUCGUAAGAACUCGCUACAAUCCGAAGACCGUACCAAAAGCUGACAUUGAUUUGGAUAAAGAUAUGAUAAUCUUACCCUACUCCAGUGGCACUACAGGCUCUCCGAAAGGUGUUAUGCUCUCUCAUAGCAAUUUUGGUACGAUGAUGAACAUAUACUUGAAACACGAAGCUACUAACAUUGUACCUCUCAUUGCCAAUGACUGGGAUUACCAACGAGAAAAACUAAUGCUGUUUCUCCCAUUUUAUCAUGCCUUCGGUUUCGGUCUCCUCAACCUUAGCUUGCUGCAAGGCUCAACAGGAGUAGUUUUCAAGCAUUUCGAACCCAAUCAGUUCUGCAGAGCGAUACAGGAUCAUAAAAUCCAACUCCUACCUCUCGUACCACCAAUUCUGGUGUUUCUAGCCAAGCAUCCAAUCUGUGAUCAGUACAAUCUCUCAUCAAUAAAAGUGCUAAUUUGUGGAGCAGCCCCGGCUGGUCGAGAUAUAUGCGAGGAGUUGUCGAAAAAAUAUAAAAAUAUCAAAAAAUGUCCUGUGAAGGUAUUCUACCACUUUAUGAAGCCACAUGUCAUCGUGGGCUAUGGCAUGACAGAAUGCACAAUGGCAUCCCAUGUGCCGGAUCUCAAAAACAAUGUCCCUUUCGGAAGUGUAGGAAAAGUUGCUUCAAACUUACGAAUGAAGAUAAUUGAUCCUUCGACUGGGAAGGAAAUGCCGGCAGGAAUGCCUGGCGAGAUCUGCAUCAAGGGACCAACGGUUAUGCUUGGCUAUUUAGGCAAGCCAGAUGCAACAAAAAGCACGAUCAUCAACGGUUGGCUGCAUACAGGUGACAUUGGCUAUGUGGACGAAUAUAGAAAUUUAUUUAUUGUCGAUCGACUCAAGGAACUUAUUAAAGUCAAGGGAUUACAGGUUGCACCUGCCGAGUUGGAAGAUCUACUCUUGGCACAUCCCUUAAUUCGUGAUGCUGCAGUCAUCGGAAUACCUGAUAAACGUUCUGGUGAAUUACCUCGUGCAUUCGUCGUUCGAGCAUCAGAUAGCUUGACCGAAGAAGAUGUAAAAGCCUGGAUCAAAGACAAAGUCUCUUCGCAUAAACAACUUGCUGGAGGAGUAGAAUUCUUGCGAGAGAUUCCGAAAUCACCCGCUGGAAAAAUUCUGCGGCGAGUGUUACGCGAUCGUGUUCCGUCUAAACUUUAAAUAAUGCUAGCGAAAACACGCUACUAUUUCAAGAGUAGUUUUAAGCGAAAUCCUA
Molecule: messenger RNA, 1738 nt
Organism: Cylicocyclus nassatus
Lineage: Eukaryota; Metazoa; Nematoda; Chromadorea; Rhabditida; Strongylidae
Source: the annotation of a GenBank genome assembly